GGCGAUCUACCUUACCGGCUGAGUCAUUUUCCUGCUGGAAAAUUGUCAAAUUUUCGCUUUCAAUUCACUUUUCUUUUUUUCGCGAUUAAUGCCAAAGAAAGACCCGUGCAAAGCCUUCGCUUGCAGAAUUCAAUCUUGUCUGACAGCGAAUAACUUUCAAGAAAAAAAGUGCCUGCAUGAGAUUGAGGAAAUGAAAAGGUGCUGCCGCGUGUGGAAGGAUAAGAGUUUCGUUUGUCAAGGCAUUAAAAUCGACGAUAAUGAAGCAAAAAAUUCUAGCUAAAGAUCGUGGCUUGAUUUACAAGUAUCCCAGAUUGUUUGUGGGAGUUACGACUGCCGCAGCUCUACUUUCUCUGUUCUCCAAACCGAUUUACGACACUUUUUUCAGCACGGAAGUGUACGAUAUCGAGGAAAUCCGCAGAAAUCACAAAUCGAGGUUUACAAAAAACUAAACGAUGGAAUCUGUUCAAAAAGCCAAAUCCAGGUAUAGACAGUAUCCGUUGAUAUUAGCUAAGUGUGGCAAAGAGGCGACAAAUUAUGCUCAGUGUGUUUUGAAGAGGGACAAUGUCGGUUUGAACGAUUGCAAUAAGGAGUUCUCAAAUUUCAAGGUGUGUCUGCAAAAAUCUGCCGCGUCUUUAAAAACUAGAAUUUAGUUUUAAUAUCACCUCGGAUUGUUAGAUAAAAUGAGUGCUUUCGUAGGAAAAAUUGUAAAUAUCAACUAUAAAAUCCAUUUAUUAAUAGCCCUUAUUAUUCGAUUUUCUCUUAUCGCUUAUGGGGUGCAUCACGAUCAAAAUAAUGCGGUUAAAUAUACCGAUGUAGAUUAUAAAGUUUUUACUGAUGCAUCCAGGCAUGUUUUACAUAAUGGUUCCCCUUAUAGCAGGCAUACUUAUCGAUAUACUCCUUUGGUAGCAAUUGCUUUGAUUCCUAACCUUACUUUUUACCCGUGUUUCGGUAAGGUUUUAUUUUGUUUUGUUGAUGUAUUGGUGGCUCUUCUUAUAAAGUCAAUUGUUAAGUAUAACUUGAAGAAUUAUCAAAAAUAUCUUUUUUCUGAAAAUGUAGAGGAUAGAUGUAAGUUGGAAUACAAAAAGUCUGAAGAAUUUAAAAGUAAAGUUAACAUUAGUAUGUUAACUUGGUUGUAUAACCCAAUGACUAUAGCUAUAGGUACCAGAGGUAAUUGCGACUCUUUAGCAGGUUUUUUUGUAUUGCUUUCAAUCUAUUUCUUGCAAUGCAAAAAUAAACCUUUUAUUGCCGGAAUAUUGCACGGGUUUUCAAUACACUUCCGGUUGUAUCCAAUCAUUUACAGCUUGACUAUGUUUAUGUACCUAAGCUCUUACUCAUUUUACACCACUGAAGAUAGGAGAGUUAAAAAACCGAGUACUCGGUUUAUUGAAGGUGGAAAAUUCAAAGAAUUAGACAACAAAUCCAAAGAUGUUUUAUUGCAAAACGAUCGCGCUUUAGUGGCGAAUAAUCCAGUGGAACGAAAAACGAUUUUCAAAAAAAAAUAUUUGUUUUAUUUGGUACCCAAUUGGGAUCAGAUAAAAUUGGUAACAGGAUGUAUUUUAUCACUCACUAUAUUAACAUUUGUAUUCUAUUAUCUAUAUGGUUAUACAUUUUUACACGAAACCUACAUUUACCACUUUGUGAGAAAAGAUACGCGACACAAUUUCUCGCUAUACUUCUACCUAUUAUACCUAACGGCUUGGGUGAGGAAUAUCGGAAUAUGGCAGAACGUUUUAAUAGUAUUUCCGCAAGUUUUGCUGUUAAUUGUAUUCUCCGUAAGGUUCGGUUUGAACAAAUUCUGCCUUAAUUUCGCCAUCCUAACGCAGACGAUCGUUUUUGUGAUAUACAACACCGUAUUGACAUCGCAAUACUUUGUGUGGAUCAUGGCAAUUCUACCUCUGUGCUUGUGGCAAAUAAAAAUCUCCGCAAAAAGCGCUCUUCUACUUUUAAUGGUUUGGUUUGUGGCUCAAGCCGCCUGGUUACUCCCAGCCUAUUACUUGGAGUUCCAGGGCCAAAACACUUUCAUGCUCAUCUGGAUACAGAGUGUUUCGUUGUUUUGCGCCAAUAUCGCAAUACUCGGUCGUAUGAUUAUGUAUUUCAUGCCUUUAGAUAAAGUCAAGUACGAAUAGAAACGGAUAUAUUAACUUGUAGUUGUUUGUAUAUUUAGAAUGUCUAGUUUGUAUAAUAAUUUGUUAUAAAAUGUGAAAUAAAUAAUUGUGACACAAAAAAGUUUUAUUUUAUUUGGCUGUUUAUACAUUUUAUAUUAUUG
This is a messenger RNA of Brassicogethes aeneus, 2266 nucleotides long. Lineage: Eukaryota; Metazoa; Arthropoda; Insecta; Coleoptera; Nitidulidae. The record is from the annotation of a GenBank genome assembly.